This is a messenger RNA of Choloepus didactylus (southern two-toed sloth), 2739 nucleotides long. RefSeq names its product AT-rich interaction domain 5A (gene ARID5A). Gene Ontology annotation, cellular component: nucleus. The coding region runs from base 938 to 2473 and encodes 511 amino acids. Lineage: Eukaryota; Metazoa; Chordata; Mammalia; Pilosa; Megalonychidae. Gene Ontology annotation, biological process: regulation of transcription by RNA polymerase II. The transcript has 7 exons. The record is from RefSeq and is a predicted model, not a curated record. Gene Ontology annotation, molecular function: transcription cis-regulatory region binding.
UCGGGGGCGGGCGCCGCGGGACCUCGCCGGGCCAUGGCACCCCCUGUCGGUGGGAAAAGGAAACAGGAGGACAGGGACCCCCUGGACCCAGCAGCAUCCCCUGAAGCCGACGGCGAGCCGAGCGGGAACCAGAGCCCCGUCCUGCUGGAGGUGAGCUGGGCAGCCCCCGGGCUCCUCUCCACGCCCCCCAGCCCAGGCUCAGCCUCCCAGUGAUGGUGGGGAAUCUCCGAGCUCUCGGAAGGCGGAAACGCAGAGGUCCAGCCAGGAGAGGGGCCCGGCCGGCCACGCGGGACAGGGCCCGUCGCCCAUGGCAGCGGGUUCCAGGCUUAUUUUUAGUAUUGUUAGCAGCGGAGCCUUUUUCCAAGGAAGAUUUUCAUGGUCGCCUUGGCCCAGAUCUACAGAACAGGCGCAAACACUGUCUGUGGGGCUCGGCUCCGUUUCCACCCGUCCGCUCACAUGCCUGUCGCCGCCACGCGCGGUCGCUCGGUGAGACCCCGAGGCCCUGCCCGUGAGCGCAGAGUUGGAAACGGGGACUGCGGGUGACAUUUGCGGAGCUCUGUCGGCCUUAGGAUCCGGUUCCUUUCAGCCAUUUGCUUCGUGGCACGAUCUGCAGUCAAAACCCAGAGUCAUGGAGAAAAGCAGCUGUGAAUGGUGCCGGUUUUCCCCGGUUGGCCUGGACUUCACCGAGGAGGCCCGGGAGAGCCGGUUCGGUGGGGUGAGGUGUGGAGGGAGACCCGUCUCAAGUUCAAGUUUCCCGUGUAACACGUACAUUUGCGUGCUGCUUAUAAGCACAGCACAUCGAACAGCUAAAAAUGCCAUCCUGGCGCUUGAGUCACGCAUCUUCAGUACACAUGGUGGCACCGUUCUCUGCUGAGAGGACCCCCCCGAGGGCGAGCGGGAGGAGGAGCAGGCCUUCCUGGUCAGCCUCUACAAGUUCAUGAAGGAGCGACACACGCCCAUCGAGAGGGUGCCCCACCUCGGCUUCAAGCAGAUUAACCUGUGGAAGAUUUACAAGGCGGUGGAGAAACUGGGGGCCUAUGAGCUGGUGACCGGCCGCCGCCUCUGGAAGAGCGUGUACGACGAGCUGGGGGGCAGCCCGGGCAGCACCAGUGCGGCCACCUGCACGCGCCGCCACUACGAGAGGCUGGUCCUCCCAUACGUGCGGCACCUGAAGGGGGAGGACGACAAGCCGCUGCCCCCCUGCAAGCCCAGGAAGCAGUACAAGAUGGCCAAGGAGCCGCGGGGGGACGACGGGGCCACCGAGGGGCCGAAGAUGGCCAAGGAGGACCAGACGCUGCCAGGGAGGACCAAAGCAGAAGCCGCCGACCCCGCUCGGGCCCUCCGCCAGGAGACCCCAAGGACCAGCAGUGAGCAGCUACGCCCGGACGCCGGGCCUGCUCUGCCCGUGGUGGGGGCUGGCGGCUGCCCCGAGCCCUACACACGCCUGCUGUCCAGCUUCUACGGCACAGGGGCGCACGGUGUCAUGUCUCCGCUGGCCAAGAAGAAGCUUCUGGCCCAGGCAAGCCAGGCCGAGGCCUUGCAGUGCCCGGAGGGCAGGGAGCCCCACGGCUCCCCAGGUACUCGUCCCUCGGAGCGUCCCCAAAGCCCAGGAGGGCCGGCCGAGCACGGUGGGCCCCGAAGGACACCCCCAGAGGCAUCACAGGGCCCCGGGGGCAGCCCGGGGGAGGAGGCCCAGGCAGGCCCCUGCCCGCCAGCCCCCGUCUUCACGGGCUGCUUCCACACCUGCCCCACUGAGGUGCUGAAGCCCAUCACCAAGCACCCCCGGGACUUCUUCCCCAGCCUGAAAGAUGGGGUGCUGCUGGGGCCCUCCAGCAGGGAAGAGGGACCGCUGGCCAGAGGGCCCCCGCGGGUGUGGGGCGGGGAUGCCAGCCGCCCCUCCGCUUUCCGCCGAGGUGGCUCCAGGACAGGCGGCCCCUACCCCAGGCCCAAAGCCUGCUGGGUGGCCCCCAUGGCCCAGGCCUCUGCCGACAGCCCCGCGCCCCCAGCCCCCUGCCCCAGCGGCUCAGGCCUCGGGGGCAAGCGCAGCCUGGAGGAGGAGGGCCUGGCGCAUGGGGGCAAGAAACUGCGGGCCGUGUCCCCCUUCCACAAGGAGCCCGGGGCCAAGCUCGCAGGGCCCGGCCUGGCUGCCUCCUGCCUGCUGGGCCCAGCCCUGGCGCCCGCCCCCCCGGUGGCCUACCGGGGCGCCAUGCUGCGCUGCCCUCUCAACUUCGCCCCUGACCCCCUGAAGGGCCAGGCUGCACUCCCUCUCGGCCCGCUGGUGAUCCCAGCCUUUCCGGCCCACGUUCUGGCUGCCACGGGACCCUCGCCCGUGUCUGCUGGCCUGGUGCCCUUCCCGCCAGUGCCCCUCGACAGCGCUCUCCGCCACAGACUUGGCCCCACCACGGCCUGGCACCUGCCCCCAGCCACGGCCUACAUGGCACCUCACUUCUUCCACCUCAACACCAGGCUGUAGGCCCAAGCCGGGCGCUGGGCUGGGAGGGUGCGACACCGCCCCGAGGAACGGGGAGCUCCUGGGGCUCAGGCUGUGCCCUGCACUGGAACAUGCUCUGGCACCGGGGACCCAGCCUUGGCCAGGCCUGGGGAGGAGGUGGUCCAGGGCUGGGGGUUCCCAGCUGGAGCCCAGAGCCGAGGCCAGGAGCAGGGUGAGCACUGAGGAGCCAGCAGCAGCUCAGGCCUUCCUUGUCCACCAGAAACCCAAUAAAGAGCCGCCAGUGUGAA